Rhododendron vialii is the source of this 1974-nucleotide messenger RNA. RefSeq names its product putative UPF0481 protein At3g02645. The coding region runs from base 1 to 1974 and encodes 657 amino acids. The record is from RefSeq and is a predicted model, not a curated record. NCBI's taxonomy places the organism in Eukaryota, Viridiplantae, Streptophyta, Magnoliopsida, Ericales, Ericaceae. The transcript has 3 exons.
AUGGUAAUUGUCCAAAAGAUUAUUAUCCUGCCACCGUUGACGUCGAGAGAAAAUCGCCGGUGGAGUUUUGCCGUUCGACGUCAACUAAUUCUCCAAAAGAUUACAUUUACUGGGCCACCGCGCGACGGGGUUGUCGAUUUUGGAAUUUUGAGAGAGAGAGAGGGGUUGUCGAUUUUGGAAUUGAGAGAGAGAGAGGAGCUGGGUAGAGAUGAGGGGUGGUGGUCAGUGACCGUGGAGGGAUGGGUGGUCCGGGUGAGGUGGGGGUUGUGGGUGGUGGUGAUGGAGGAUUUCAUUAGAGAGCAGAAGGGGAGUGGGUCAAGAACCCUCCUACGGACGAAUGUGCCAGGACUUGUAUCUGGCAGCACCAAGCCUCAAAGUCCCAAACCAAACAUGCCCUUAACUUCCAUUUUUGAAUCAAGCUCCUGCGAGCAACGAUGGCUCGCCGAAAUCAGCAAGAUUUUGGAAAAAGAGGUGAAGGUCGAAAUCGACCACCCAGUUACCAUCUUUCGAGUACCAGCAACGCUAAGUGUUUCGAGGCCCUCGGCCUAUACGCCACAAGUCAUUGGCCUAGGCCCGUACCACCGUUUUCGACUCGAGAUCUAUGACAUGGAGAGGUACAAGCUUGCCGCGGCAAGCAGGCUUCAACGAGAUUUUAAGAGUCUUGAAUUCCAGCAGCUUGUUAGUGGGCUUAGCACGCUCGAAUAUAAAGUUCGUGCAUGCUACCACAAGUACUUGGAAAUCGAGGGGGAAACCCUAGCUUGGAUUAUGGCCAUCGAUGGGCUUUUCGUCCUCGAGUUUCUUCGUUGUUAUAAUUCGUCCACUUCAAUUACCACAGCCCAUCUGGUCGACUCCAUUGGGAGGAAAUUGGCCCACGAGGCAGUCCUCGGUGACAUACUGAUGCUCGAAAAUCAGAUUCCGAUCUUUGUUCUAAGGGAGAUCUUGUCCAUGCAAUGCUCAUCGCAGCUUGAAGUGGCCCAAGAUUUGUUUCCUGCCACACUCAAAGAUUUUUGUAAAGCGCUUUCUCCGGUCAAAACCCGGGAGGAUCUCACUUUGUCUCAAGUCUCCAAGCAUGCUCAUUUACUGGAUCUUCUGUACCAUUUGAUCGUGCCCGAAUUGGUAGGGCCGGCCGUUGGAUCAUGCAAAAUAUAUUGGGAAAGUGAAGCUGCAAUCCUUGAGAACAACCCGAACUUGGAUUCAAGUAAGUUUAGUACUAAUGUUUUCGAGAAUCUUUGGAGCAUGUGUUCGAAACUAAACAUAGGGUUUCUAAGUCAAAUCACAACACUGGUUAAGAACAUAGGUGGUGUGUAUGGACAAUUUAUUUCUAGUAUACAGUGUAUACAAUCAAAAAGUAAAGAAUACAUCAAGUCCGAAAACGAGGGAACAAAAACUCCCAAUGUAGAAGAAAUCAUGAUUCCCACGGUAUCCCACCUUUCUCAAGCCGGGGUGCCAUUACGUCCUGCCACUGGUGGAAUCGCGACCCUUAAAUUCGAUCAAAGUACCAAGAAACUCUACCUCCCAGUCAUCAGGCUUAACGUCAAUUCUGAAGUUAUAAUGAGGAAUUUAGUAGCAUAUGAGGCCUCAAUCAAGUCAGAAUCACUUGCUUUCACGCGAUACAUAGAGCUAAUGAAUGGGAUUAUAAACACUGCUGAAGAUGCUAAACUGUUGAGGGAAAAGAAAAUCAUCGUCAAUAGUCUCAAGAGUGAUGCCGAUGUUGCACAACUUUUCAAUGGCAUGAGCAAACCUGUUAGGCUCACGAAUGUGCCUUUUAUUGACAAGACGAUUGAAGAUGUCAACAAGUACUACAACAACACGAGAGCGGUUAAGUUUAACAGGCGGUUCAAGAACUUUGUGUAUGGUUCUUGGAAGAUUCUCACAAUUCUUGCUGUUGUGUUGCUGUUGUUGCUGAUGAGUGUUCAGUCGUUUUGUUCUGUUUAUAGUUGCCCUAAACUUUUCAACUCUCUCAGUUCGGAUUAA